AUGGCUUCGUCGCCCUCGUCUCACCUUGUCAUACGCGACAUCCACAGUCUCCCCCAGAAAGACGCCCGCACCAUUCUCGAGCGCAUCACGCGUCUGGAGAAGCGCACCUUUCCGCCCUCCGAGGCGUUCGACUUCCACGCGGGCCUCUGGAAGAAAAAGCCCAACACCAGAGUCAUCUACGCGCAGACCACAGACCCCACCGCGUGCGGCUCUCCUGCCUCUGGGCCUACUGCUACUACUACUACUACCACUACGGCUGACAACAGCGCAACGGCGGCGGUGGUCGCCUACGCGGUGUACGUGCGCAUGAAGGGCACGGCGCUACUGCACAAAAUCUGCGUCGCGGAAGCGUACCGCGGGCGCGGCUUCGGCGGGCAGCUGAUGGCGUAUAUUCUGGAGCAGAGGCUGCCGCGGGAAGGGUGCCAGAGCGUGCAGCUGUGGGUAGAUAGGGAUCGCGCGGUGGCGAGGAGAUUAUACGCGCGGAGUGGGUUUGUGGAGUCGGAGAGUGUGGAGGAUUAUUAUGGGAAAGGGAGGACGGGGAUCAAAAUGAAUUCUGAAGAUGGGGCCGACGAGUGUGUCAUCUAUGGCCUGUCUGCGAUGCAAGGAUGGCGUAUCAGCAUGGAGGACGCCCACUCCGCUGUUCUAGACCUCGAAGCCAAAUACAUCACCAAGGACCAGCGGCCGACAGACCCUAGUAAACGAAUGUCUUUCUUUGGUGUCUAUGACGGUCAUGGAGGGGAUCAAAUGGCGCUGUAUGCCGGAUUUCACGUUCCGCGCAUUCUGGCCAGCCAGGAGGCAUUCGCACGCGGAGACGUAGAACAGGCACUAAAAGAUGGUUUCCUGGCGACAGAUAGAGCUAUUUUGGAAGGUAGGGCGCCUAAAUUUUAUGCUAUCCUGCAGCCAUUCCCCGCUAAUAGUGGCUUGAUGGCUCUAGAUCCCCACUACGAGGAAGAAGUCUCUGGCUGCACGGCUGCUGUUGCUGUGGUCUCCAGAGAAAAAAUCCGAGUCGCCAACGCCGGUGACUCUAGGACUGUAUUAGGUAUCAAAGGUCGUGCGAAACCGCUCUCAUUUGACCACAAACCUCAAAAUGAAGGAGAAAAAGCCAGAAUUAGCGCUGCUGGUGGCUAUGUCGACUUUGGCCGUGUCAAUGGCAACCUUGCCCUGUCGCGCGCACUCGGCGACUUUGAGUUUAAGAAAACUCCUGAGCUCUCGCCCGAGCAGCAGAUUGUGACCGCUUUUCCAGACGUUACGACUCAUGAAGUUACGGAGGAUGAUGAGUUUAUUGUUAUUGCAUGUGAUGGAAUCUGGGAUUGUCGAUCUUCCCAAGCCGUUAUUGAAUUCGUUCGACGUGGAAUUGUAGCCAGACAGCCUCUUGAUCGGAUUUGCGAGAAUCUUAUGGACAACUGUCUGGCCUCCAACAGUGAGACUGGUGGCGUUGGAUGCGAUAAUAUGACCAUGGUUAUCAUCGGACUCCUCCAAGGCAAAACCAAGGAUGAAUGGUACCAGAUGAUUGCCGAUCGGGUUGAAAAAGGCGAAGGACCCUGUGCCCCUCCUGAAUAUGCCCAGUUCCGUGGUCCAGGAUCCCGACACCAGUUUGACGAUAACUCGGAGGAAUACGACCCAGGUCUCGACACCCGACGAAGCAUUGGACGGAGUGGCAGAAUCAUUCUUCUAGGUGAUGGCACUGAGCUUUUAACUGAUAUGAGUAAUGACGAGAUGUUUGGCAACGAAGAAGAGAGCUCCGAAGAAGACUUUACUGAAUAUAAUGGAACUGCGCCCGACUCAGAGACCCCUCGGCAACAACGUGAAGGCACCCCGGCACCCCAGAUAAACCACACUCCUCAAAUCAAUGGCAACUCCACUCCCGAAAGAAACGAGCCGUCAACGAGAGCACCGAAUUCGUCUUCCUAG
Messenger RNA from Ophidiomyces ophidiicola, 1911 nucleotides. It is a transcript of the gene PTC2, whose product is annotated as Protein phosphatase 2C 2. Gene Ontology annotation, biological process: protein dephosphorylation. The transcript is spliced from 6 exons. The record is from RefSeq and is a predicted model, not a curated record. Bases 1 to 1911 code for a protein of 636 amino acids. NCBI's taxonomy places the organism in Eukaryota, Fungi, Ascomycota, Eurotiomycetes, Onygenales, Onygenaceae. Gene Ontology annotation, molecular function: cation binding; protein serine/threonine phosphatase activity; acyltransferase activity, transferring groups other than amino-acyl groups.